AUGCCCAAGAGAAAGGCUGAAGGGGAAGCUAAAGGAGAUAAAGCCAACAUAAAAGAUGAAACACAGAGAAGAUCUUCACUGUUAUCUGGUAAACCUGCUCCUCCAAAGCCAGAGCCAAAGCCUCAAAAGGCCCCUGCAAAGAAGGGAGAGAAGUUACCCAAAGGGAAAAAGGGGAAAGCUGCUGCUGGUGAGGAUGGGAUUAACCCUGCCAAAAAUGGAGAUGCCAAAACAGACCAGGUACAGAAAGCUGAAGGUGCUGGAGAUGGCCAGUGAAGGGUGUGCAUUUUUGAUAACUGUACUUCUGGUGACUAUACAGUUUGAGAUACAGUUAGCUAGUUUUAUAAAAAUGUAGAAUUUUGUUUUUCUUU
This is a messenger RNA of Choloepus didactylus (southern two-toed sloth), 368 nucleotides long. RefSeq names its product non-histone chromosomal protein HMG-17-like. Gene Ontology annotation, biological process: chromatin organization. Gene Ontology annotation, cellular component: chromatin; nucleus. The coding region runs from base 1 to 273 and encodes 90 amino acids. The record is from RefSeq and is a predicted model, not a curated record. NCBI's taxonomy places the organism in Eukaryota, Metazoa, Chordata, Mammalia, Pilosa, Megalonychidae. Gene Ontology annotation, molecular function: nucleosomal DNA binding. The transcript has a single exon.